Molecule: messenger RNA, 1095 nt
Organism: Mitosporidium daphniae
Lineage: Eukaryota; Fungi; Microsporidia
Exons: 2
Biological process (GO): phospholipid metabolic process
Molecular function (GO): glycerophospholipase activity
Source: RefSeq, a predicted model, not a curated record
ACAAGCUUGAUUUUCAACCCCAUGUCGUGGAAAGAGUUCAGGGGCCAUAGCUUUUCCAUGGGCGGAGAUAAGGGGGCUAAUUCAAUUGCCAAUUUCAUUGCUCAUUAUCACAAGAAUGAUAAUAUAGCUCCUUUUCAGCAAGAUGAGGAGCAGGAGGAAGAUAUGGAAGAGACCUAUCUUAAUUUGGGUGGCUUUUUUGGAGAUGAGAACAUGCCUAUGUCUGCGGCUGAAGAUUCGCCUUUUUUGGAAGAGGAAGAAAAGUCGUUCCCUUAUUAUUCAAACGUCUAUCCGUCUUGGAAUCCAUUUGCAAGGCGUAGAGACAUCGACGCCAACAUCAACACGAACAAAAGACCACUAGGAGCUUCCAGAGGCAAACGAUUCGUGCGAAUGUGCUUGCGCGGUUGGUGCCCGCCAUUUAGCUGGCUCUAUAGUUCCAAGGUUGACAAUCUCAAUGCCGCCAUUAGUGGCUCCAAAUCUGAUGCUCUUAGUAAGCAAUUUGUGUACAUAAACAACCAACUCAAAAAGCUUGCAAACCAAACCAACAUCGAUCUCUCUGCAGAAUGGAAGAUGGUGACACUUUUCAUUGGAAUGAACGAUUUGUGUGUUCCUGAUUGCGAAAAGGCAUUUCCGGAAAACCCAAAUUCACCGAGGCAUCCGAAGACCUUCAAGAAACAGGUCAUGGACCUAAUGGAGCAGAUUUCAGAAAAUUACCCGAAAACGAUUGUAAACAUCGUCCAGCUGCUUGAUGUCUCUCCGUUAGAUCUUUGGACACGAGACAAAGAACGAUGCUCAAAUGUGAAUUGGCUACGCAAAUACCUUUGUCCAUGUUGCCGUUCCGAGUUUGGACGAGAAAUACUCAAGGAACGCAUGAAAGUGUACAACGAAAUGUUAGAGGAUGUUUGGAAGGCUUAUACCGUUUUUGAUAUCGAUCGUGGUGUUCGUGUGCCGCUCAUGAAAGACUUUGCAGUCAUCCUUUCACCACAAUUGACGGAAAUCAAUCUAGAACGUGAUGUCCCCAUUGAGUUCAUAAGCAAGUUGGACUGUUUCCAUCUUUCACUGCUUGGCCACCAGACACUUGCCAUUGCGAUUUGGUAA